Molecule: messenger RNA, 447 nt
Organism: Rhopilema esculentum
Lineage: Eukaryota; Metazoa; Cnidaria; Scyphozoa; Rhizostomeae; Rhizostomatidae
Source: RefSeq, a predicted model, not a curated record
AUGGAAAAAGCUGAAGAUAAGAAGGAAAUCAAAAGAAACAAUGGGAGAAAGAAGGAAGAGAAAGGAAAGGGAGGUAACACAUGUGGACUCGGCCUAGGUGGACUCGGCCUAGGUGGACUCGGCCUAGGUGGACUCGGCCUAGGUGGACUCGGCCUAGGUGGACUCGGCCUAGGUGGACUCGGCCUAGGUGGACUCGGCCUAGGGGGACUCGGCCUAGGUGGACUCGGCCUAGGUGGACUCGGCCUAGGUGGACUCGGCCUAGGUGGACUCGGCCUAGGUGGACUCGGCCUAGGUGGACUCGGCCUAGGUGGACUCGGCCUAGGUGGACUCGGCCUAGGUGGACUCGGCCUAGGUGGACUCGGCCUAGGUGGACUCGGCCUAGAUAAGUUAAGUGAGCUUCUGCUAGAUGCCCAGAGCAUGAUAGGGCAACUGAUAAAUUAUUACUGA